Messenger RNA from Drechmeria coniospora, 1926 nucleotides. Its product is annotated as Homeodomain-related protein. The transcript is spliced from 4 exons. The coding region runs from base 1 to 1926 and encodes 641 amino acids. Gene Ontology annotation, molecular function: RNA polymerase II cis-regulatory region sequence-specific DNA binding; DNA-binding transcription factor activity, RNA polymerase II-specific. NCBI's taxonomy places the organism in Eukaryota, Fungi, Ascomycota, Sordariomycetes, Hypocreales, Ophiocordycipitaceae. Gene Ontology annotation, cellular component: nucleus. The record is from RefSeq and is a predicted model, not a curated record. Gene Ontology annotation, biological process: regulation of DNA-templated transcription.
AUGCCAUACCAUGUACCUGAGGGUACUACGCUGCAUUGCAUCGUCCUCCGCGAAGCGCUCCGUAAUACGGGGGGCCUUGUGGUGCGCAUGCAUGCACUUGCGUCCACGUUGAUUGCGCUCAUACUGCAGCAGCGCACUUGUCGGUACGGGUACAAGCACGAUGCCUCGUCCGGCCUGCUCGCAAACGCAGUCCGUGCAAUCCUUCCGCCCACCAGCAUGACCUUGACAUGCCAUGCCUUGGAUGAUUUGCAGGCUCGCAGCCCUGUCGUCCGCAACCGCCCCCCACGGUUCGCACUCUCUCCCCUCUCGUCGACCCGCCUCCCAACGGCGGAUGAAAUGCGUCGAUGCCCGCCCAACCCAUCCGAACCCAGUUUAUCGGGCCUUGCGUCCUUUCUUUUGCCUUGGCAUCCCUGUCCGGGCUCGACUCGAUCCCGUCCGUCCUCGCUCCGCCAGCUGGCCAGCCAAGCCAGCAAGCCUCCUGCAGACGUCCCCGUUCCUCGUCCUCGUCCUCGUACGGUCGUCUCGUCCCUGCGCCGCGACACCACCCCUGUCCUGUCCUGUCCUGCCAGCUCCGUUGGUGCCCCAUAUAUCUCUCUUGACGUUUUCUCUCGCCGCCAGGCCAACGCCUGUGUCUUGCUACACUGCGUCGUUUGGGAAACCCAACCCGUCUCUCCAAUCACGAACCGAAGGAGCCAAGGCCGAGCCUUGCACCCAGUCGCGGAGCUGGCCCAACUCAAGAGCCAGACGGUUCUCUGCCUCCCGAGGGCAGAGCCAUCGUUCAACAGCCACGGGGUUGGUCUGCUAGCCAGCCUCUCCGCCCCCGUUCACGGACGGUUCGCAUCCGCUCGAGGAGCCGGCAACGCCCUCCGCCUGGACAUCGGCUCCGCCCUCAAGUCCUCGGACGCAAAUGAGCCGUCGAUCCAUCCCCGCCACCAUCGCACCCCCGUACCGCACUCGCCAGCCGCCUCCCCAGCGUACGGACAGAUGACCGCUCAGGUCGCCCAACCCGUCGCGGCUGGCCCCAUGUCCAACGUAAGGCGCAACAUGCCCGCGCCGGAGCAGCCCGUCAAGAAGCAGAGCAAGUGGUCGCCCGAGGAGGACGCGCUCAUCAUCGAGCUCAGGGGGAGUGGCAUGAAAUGGGAGGACGUUUCCAAGCGUCUGCCCGGCCGGAGCGCCAUCAGCUGCCGGCUCCAUUACCAGAACUACCUCGAAAGACGAAGCGAGUGGGACGAGGAGCGGAAGAACAAGCUUGCGAGACUAUAUGAAAGAUUCAAGUCGGAAAUGUGGGCCAAGGUGGCCGAAGAACUGGCCGUGCCUUGGCGGGCCGCCGAGGCGAUGCAUUGGCAGCUCGGCGAAGCCGACAUGGCUCGACGAGCCGGCGUCGUGCCGUUCUCGCUCGCAUCCGUGAACGUCGAGAGCGGACAGCGGAGCGCGGCAUCGCGGCCGAGCCACUUCCAGCACCAAGAGAGCGUCGCCCGACACCUGACGCCACCCUCGCCUCGAUCCAUCUACGGCCGAAGCCAGCAGUCGUCGUUGCCCAUGAUGCCCGCCGGUCAAAUGGCUCGCGCCGAGGCGAGGCCUCCCCCACCGCCGCCCGCGACGGCACCGGCCAUGGCGCCCUCGAUGGCGUCGGAUCACGGAGAGUUUUACUACACGGCGGGACCGGGUCUUGCGCCGAUCCAGACCCAAGGACAGCCUCGCAACCCGGGCCCGCUGCCGAGCCUCGCCGAGUUGACGACGGGCGUCAGCCCCUACGGCGCACCCGCCGACAGACCGCACCUGGGCCCGGCAGGCUUGGCCCCGAAGCACGGGUCGAUGCUGCCCGUCGCGCCCGGCUACCAGACGGGCGAGCCGACGAGAACAAAACGACGAGCCAGUGUGGAACUGCCUCCGCGCGAGAACAACCAACGACGACGGCUCGUUUAG